Molecule: messenger RNA, 2787 nt
Organism: Saccostrea cuccullata (small rock oyster)
Lineage: Eukaryota; Metazoa; Mollusca; Bivalvia; Ostreida; Ostreidae
Exons: 19
Biological process (GO): protein N-linked glycosylation; oligosaccharide metabolic process
Molecular function (GO): Glc3Man9GlcNAc2 oligosaccharide glucosidase activity
Source: RefSeq, a predicted model, not a curated record
CAGACUCAAAAGUGAAAAUAGAAAUUGGUCACUAACAACGCCAAAUAUUGAAGAAAAAAAAGUUACACUCUUUUACCAAACAUGACGAACCCUUUUUGGGGACCUUAUCUUUCUAACAGACAGUGGGGAACUGUUAGAGAGGAUACUAGCUCCGAUGGAAACAGCUGGGAAAGUUUUCCGUUUGAAGAUGCCAGGAAGAGGAGUUAUAAACAUGGAGAAGAUGGCAUGUUUGGAUUCUGUGAUUCAUCAGGCACUUUAAUCACAAGACUGAGUUUAUGGAACCACAAGGAUGAGUUCCUAAAAGAGAGAUUCUUUGGACUAUCUGGACCUCAGGGUAACCAUGGUGAAGACAUUAAGGAAGUGUUUUAUUAUUUGGACGGGCUUCCCGAUCACUCGUACAUGAAAGCCCUAUACAGAUAUCCCCAGAAUGAGUUCCCAUACGAUGAACUCCUACAGAUGAACCUGGAGAGAAAUGAACAAGAACCAGAGUUUGAACUCACUGAUACAGGUAUAUUUGAUGACAAUGAGUACUUUGAUGUUAUGGUGGAGUAUGGGAAAGAUCCUGAGAAUGAGAGAAAUCUUGUUUGUUGUUACACAAUCACAAACCAUUCUGACCAAUCAGCAGAGCUCACUGUUCUCCCUCAGUUCCUUUGUAAAGAUUAUCAUCCGAUUUCAUUGGCCCAGGAUGGCAAAACAGUUAGAGUGGAUUAUUCUAAAGGAAAAUUUGGAAUCCGAGUUGACUGUGACCAAGAAGUCUAUCAGGAUAAGAUAUUCCUGGGAAAGGGAAAGCAAUUUACAGAUGUUAUUUGCACUGGUAAUCAAGAAAAAGAUGAUCCCAGUAACAAUUGCGAAGACAUAGAGAAGUUUGGUUGUCAGAUGAAAGUUACAGUCAAACCUCAUAAUUCCACACAAAUCUUUUGGUCCAUGUUCGAAGAAAGGAAAGAGUCAAAAUCCUCACCAAAGGGCAUUUUAGACAUUUGUAAGAAGAAUGCAGAGGAGUUUUAUAACCAACUUUUACAGAAUUUUUCACCAGAACAAAAAUUAGUGGCAAGACAAGCAUUUGCUGGACUUCUGUGGAACAAGCAGUUGUAUUGUUAUGAUGUUGGGAGUUGGCGAAAAAAUCUUGAUGAGUAUCAUCUAAACCAAUAUCGCUGGCUUUUUCCUCAUGGCGGCAGCUUUACUAUGGAGGAUGUAAAAAUUCUAAUGGAAUCCCCAUGUUGUGAUUUAAUGAAGGAAAAGGAGUAUAAAGGCUUUGUUGCUAAACAUAAAUUCAAAAUACUGAAGCAAGAGUUGGCAGAGAAAAGUGAAAAUAAGAAAAUAAACUGGGAUGUUCUGUGUCGCAACAAAGACUGGACUCAUCUAUCCAGCUAUGACGUGUUAGCUGUUCCAGACAAGUGGGAAUUCCCUUGGUUUGCCACUUGGGAUACAGCUUUUCAGAUGGUGCCGUAUGCCAGACUAGAUCCAGGAUUUGCCAAAAAUCAACUCCUGUUAUUUCUGAGUGAGAAAUUUAUGAAGGACGAUGGACAGAUGCCAGGCUGUGAGUGGGAUAUGGACAUACCCUUCCCACCAGUGUAUGCUUGGUCGUGUUACCAUGUGUUCUCCAGAACUGGGCAUGCAGACAAAGAAUUCUUAAAGCAAAGUUUCCAGAAAUUACAGCUGAAUUAUCAGUGGUGGCUCAAGUCGAUGCACUUUAGAAACAACAGAUAUCUCUUUACUGGCGGGUUCCUGGGACUGGACAACAUCAGUAUUGUAGACAGGUCAUACCACCUUAAGCAGGGCUAUCCACUGAUACAGGCAGAUGCCACGGGCUGGAUGGCCUUCUUCUCUCUCUCCAUGUUUGAAAUAGCCCUGACACUGUCUGCAGAACCUGGGGCGGAUCACAAGUUUUACAGGGCAUGUGUCAAUUAUCUCGACAAAUUCAUAUCAAUUGCAGAAGCCAUGAACAGAAGCAUCAGUGAUGGAGGUUUAUGGAAUCCCCAUGACAAAUUCUACUAUGAUGUCAUAGAAACAGAAUCAGGGGACAGAACUCCUGUUGCCCUGCGUUCUUUAGUCGGCAUUAUUCCAGCACUGGCCUGUCUGAACAUCAAAAUGUCUUCUCUGAAAAACAAACCAGGGAAGAAGAUACUGGAAAAGCUGGAGAAUCUGAUGGAAAAGAAAUCACCUUUUAUAGACAGAAAUGAGGAUGGGGACUUUCUCCUCUGUGCAGUGCCCAAGGCCAGAUUUCACAACAUUCUGAAACACCUCACGGAUGAGGAAGAGUUUCUCUCUCCAUUUGGAAUAAGAUCUUUGUCAAAGGUUUAUGAAAUGGAUCCAUACAGUCUUAAAGUUAGCAAAGAGGUGCAAGAAUACUUGGAUCUGGAUGAUAAGACAGAACUGAAGGUGACAUAUGCCCCUGCUGAAUCUGACACUGGCUUGAUGGGUGGAAACAGUAAUUGGAGAGGCCCCAUCUGGCUAUGUAUGAACUUUAUGAUUGUGGAGAUGUUGAUGAAGAUGGACAGUUUCUAUGGAGAUAAAUUCAGAAUGAUCCACCCCUCUUUAUCUGGUACUGCCAUGAGACUAGGAGAAAUGGCUGGGGACAUCUGUAGUAGAGUGUCCAGUCUCUUCACUGUAAAUAGUAAAACACAGUCUAGACCUUGUCAUGGGAGCUAUGAGAAGUACAAACAUGAAGAAUCUUGGCGUGACUUGGUGUUGUUCUAUGAAUACUUUGACAGCGAAACAGGUAGAGGAUGUGGUGCCAGCCAUCAAACAGGGUGGACAGCGUUGAUUGUGGAGUUUCUUGAUAUUCUG